AUGGCCAUGGCGCGCAACCUUUCGAAGACGGCCGUCCGUGGAACGUACGUUUUUUUGAAGCUAUUCUUAUCUUUCAUUUUUGGGGCUUGGUGGAGUCACGUCGAGAUGGGCCCCCCGGACGCCAUCCUCGGCGUCACCGAGGCGUUCAAGCGCGACACCAACCCUAAGAAGAUGAACCUCGGCGUCGGCGCGUACCGUGAUGAUCAGGGAAAACCCUUCGUCCUCCCGUGCGUGCGCAAGGCCGAGGAGCGCCUCGUUGCCGAGAAGCUCGACAAGGAAUACGCGGGAAUCAUCGGUAUCCCCGAAUUCUGCCAGCACUCGAUCACCCUCGCCCUCGGCAAGGACUCGCCGGCACUCAAGGACAAGCGCACCGCCACCGUGCAGAGCAUCUCCGGCACCGGAGCGCUCCGGAUUGGCGCCGAAUUCUUGUCAAAAUACUCGAAGGCCAAGGUCAUCUACCAGCCGACACCAACCUGGGGCAACCAUGUGCCGAUUUUCAAGUUUGCCGGCAUGGACGUGAAGAACUACCGCUACUACGACAAGAACACCUGCGGAUUUGACGAAAAGGGCGCCCUGGCCGAUAUUGCCGCCAUUCCGAAGGGCAGCGUCAUCCUCCUCCACGCCUGCGCCCACAACCCGACCGGCGUUGACCCCACGAAAGAACAAUGGAAGAAGAUCUCCGAGGUGUGCAAGAAGAACGGCCUGUUCGUCUUCUUCGACAUGGCCUACCAAGGAUUUGCGUCUGGCGACGUCGAUGGGGAUGCGUUCGCUGUUCGGUACUUCAUCGAGCAGGGCCACAACAUUGUCCUCUCCCAGUCCUUCGCCAAGAACAUGGGCCUCUACGGCGAGCGCAUCGGCGCGUUCAGCGUCGUCUGCGAUUCGAAGGAUGAAGCCGAUCGCGUAAUGUCCCAGCUGAAGAUCCUCAUCCGCCCGAUGUACUCGAACCCGCCGGUCCACGGCGCCCGACUCGUCUCCCGAAUUCUGAACGACCCCGCGUUGCACAAGGAAUGGCUCGGCGACGUGAAGGGCAUGGCCGACCGCAUCAUCUCCAUGCGCACGCAGCUGCGCGACUUGCUGAAGAAGGAGGGCUCCAGCCGCGACUGGAAGCACAUCACCGACCAGAUCGGCAUGUUCUGCUUCACAGGGAUCUCUCCACAGCAGGUGGAGAAGCUGAUCAAGGAGCACUCGGUGUACCUGACGAAGGACGGGCGCAUCUCCGUGGCGGGCAUAUCGUCGAACAACGUCGCCUACCUCGCCCACGCCCUCCACCAAGUCACCAAA
Mesorhabditis spiculigera is the source of this 1281-nucleotide messenger RNA. NCBI's taxonomy places the organism in Eukaryota, Metazoa, Nematoda, Chromadorea, Rhabditida, Rhabditidae. The record is from the annotation of a GenBank genome assembly.